Messenger RNA from Hyaloperonospora brassicae, 675 nucleotides. NCBI's taxonomy places the organism in Eukaryota, Oomycota, Peronosporomycetes, Peronosporales, Peronosporaceae. The record is from the annotation of a GenBank genome assembly.
AUGACAGGCAUGACGAGGGUCGUGAUCGUACAGGACGUCAACAUCACGCAAAAGUAUCAAGAGCUUUUGCGCAAACUGACGACAAUGGGCGGCGAGAAGGUCGGACGUCACGUGGUGCACUGCCGACUGUUCAACCGCAAGACGCUCACGGAUGGCUACACCAACCAGCGCAUGUUCAUGCUACGCAUGUCUCAAAACGACGACCUCGUGUACACGGUACUGGCCAAUGAGAAGGCGCGUGGACUGGCGGCCAGUGACAACGGGGUAGAAGGGCUCACGGAGGACUGCUCGUUGCUCGAGUGUGGUCUGGAUGGAGCUAAUAUCCUGCAGCAAGUCGAGAUCUACGCUUUCAAGUCGGACGGCCAGUUUGAGGGCACGCAGUACGUCGUGGGGGACUUUCGAGUGAGCGUCUGCACGUUCAUAUCGCGCAACAACUUGCCGCGAGGUCUCAUUGUCGAAGUGCAGUACUCACCGUGCUACACGGUGUCGCACGUGGAUAUGCUGAUUGACGAGUUCCUGGGCAACUUCGCUUCGCACGGUCAGUUGCGCAAGCCCGUGGAAAACAUGUCGGCGCUCUUUGAGAAAGCAGGGCUACCGAACAGUGAGUACAGUCUGAAACACACAGCUCUGCAGUACGUCGCCGCGUUCAAUAUCUUGCGCAAGUUCGAAAAGUAG